Molecule: messenger RNA, 3774 nt
Organism: Photinus pyralis (common eastern firefly)
Lineage: Eukaryota; Metazoa; Arthropoda; Insecta; Coleoptera; Lampyridae
Exons: 3
Coding region: 451-3774 (1107 amino acids)
Source: RefSeq, a predicted model, not a curated record
UACUGAACUUCUCUUCAACGACUGGACCGAUUUUGAUUAAAUUUUUUGUGUGUGUUCAAGGGGAUCUGAGAAUGGUUUAGAUUCACAAUUUAUAGUGGCAACAUUACUUUAUUGCUAAUUAUUUGUUUCGCGUGCAAUGAGAGGCAAUCAGUCAGUUAAGUUAAAAGAAUACGCGAGCGACGUCUUCUUCAGUAUACUGUUGCCUUGCCAGCGUCUCAUCUAUAAAUAGAACGCGCGCAAGCAACGAAAUUAAAUUCGUGCGUUUCCGUCUUCGUUCGUAAACGGGCAUUGGUCGCGAGGUUUUGUACUGGCCGUUGGAUGUUUUGUUAUCAUUGUGUUAUUGUGGAGAGUGUUUUGAGAAGAGUUGUGAAGUGUAUCUAAAAUUAACAUAAAAUAGUGCAGAAUCGAAGUGAGUAUAUUUCUUAUAAUUGUUUUGGGCGUCAUUAAUGUAUGACUGUUUCACUCAUUUUUGUUAUGUAUUAUUUUACAGUAUUUUCCUUAUACAGAAAAAUGCCACGUCUUCGUGGAAGAGCAAAAAACAUUGGUCGGCGUACUCGGACCGCCCAAUUAGUCCAUGAGCGUCGGUUAAAUAGAUCAAUUGAAGAACACUCAACGGAUAAUGCAAAUGUAAGAGAUCAAGUUGCAUGUUCACGAGCAAAUGAGAAUGCAGAACAACGCGUUCAACGUCUUCAUGCUAAUGCAUUGAGACAACGAGAGGCACGUCAACGAGCUACCGACGCACAUAGAGACCAUCAUCAUCAACAAGUGCAACAUAAUCGAGCAUUGUCACGAGCAUCAUUUAAUCGUCUUGCGUUCGAAUAUUUUCCUGAAAUAGAUUAUUCGUCACAUGCACUAAUCACGAUAGGUAGUAUGGACAAAGAGUGUCAAUAUUGUCAUGCUUUCAAGUAUAAAGGUGAAUCAACUGGUUUAUGUUGCGCAUCUGGAAAAAUUUCACUGCCAUCGCUAAAUCCACCACCGGAACCUUUAAAAACACUUUUAGCCGGAACCACAUCUCAAUCGAAAUUGUUUUUGCGAAAAAUUCGUAAAUUCAAUUCAUGCUUCCAAAUGACAUCAUUUGGAGCAACAAAAAUUGUUCAUAAUGAAGAUGGUCGUAAUUUUGAAUCUACAUUCAAGAUUCAAGGUCAGGUGUACCACCAAAUUGGUUCAUUGCUUCCAAUGCCUGGUGCCGAUCCAAAAUUUCUACAAAUUUAUUUUAUGGGCGAUGAGGAGCAACAAUCACAUACACGCUGCCUUUACAACCAUAUAGAGCGGAUGGAAGAACGAGAAAUUGUGGAUAAUUUGCAAACGUUUUUGCAAAACAAUAACCAAUUGAUACGAUUGUUUAAGACUCUUUCUAACAGACUGCAAAACGACAACUACGUCAUUGUCAUUAAAGCAGACAAAGUGCCCUAUGGAGAGCACGCAGGCACAUAUAAUGUUCCAACUAUUAAUGAAGUUGCAGUCAUUAUGGCUGGUGACCCAUGUGAACGUCGAGAUAUUCGCAUACAACGCAGAGAUAAUACGAUGCAAAUAAUUCAAGACAAUCAUCGUUCUUACGAUGCUUUGCAGUACCCGUUGAUAUUUUGGGAAGGAGAAGAUGGAUAUCAUAUCAAUAUUAAACAAAGAAAUCCAACUACAGGUGAAGAACUGAACAAGACAGUUAGUGCUAUGAACUACUAUGCAUAUCGACUAAUGAUUCGUGCCAAUGAAGAUAAUGGUAUUCUCCGAUGCAGACAGCUAUUCCAUCAGUACAUUGUCGAUAUGUAUGUAAAAAUCGAAAGUGAGAGAUUACGAUACAUAAAAUUUAAUCAAGCAAAACUUCGUGCUGAUGAGUACAUUCAUUUACGUGACGCCGUAAUCGGCAACGUAGAUGCAACGAAUGACAUCAACAAUAUUGGUACCGCAUAUAUUCUCCCAUCAUCAUACACUGGUAGCCCGCGUCAUAUGCAGGAAUAUAUUCAAGAUGCCAUGACUUACGUACGUGCAUACGGCCGACCUGAUCUUUUUAUCACAUUUACGUGUAAUCCAAACUGGGAUGAAAUCAAAAGUUUACUGUUGCCAGGUCAAACAUCGAUGCACCGUCAUGAUGUCACUGCACGUGUAUUUAAACAAAAAUUGAAAUCUUUGAUGAAUUUGAUUACACAUUACUCGGUAUUUGGUGAAACGCGUUGUUGGCUUUACUCUGUUGAAUGGCAAAAACGAGGUUUACCUCAUGCGCAUAUUUUAAUUUGGUUGGUGGAUAAAAUACGCGCAGAAGAAAUUGACAAAAUUAUUUCAGCGGAAAUUCCAGAUCCGAAUGUUGAUCCAGAAUUGUUUAACAUUGUUACUACAAAUAUGAUCCAUGGUCCAUGUGGCACUCUAAACAUGAUGUCGCCAUGUAUGGAUAAUGGAAAAUGUACAAAACGUUUUCCAAAACCAUGUGAAACUGAUACUAUCACCAAUAUGGACGGUUAUCCAUCUUAUCGACGUAGAGACGUAGACAAUGGUGGUCAAUCAUAUGAAUUGCGUCUGUCAAAUGGUGUGAGAGUAGAUAUUGAUAAUCGCUGGGUAGUUCCAUAUUCGCCAUUGCUGUGCAAAACCUACAAAGCGCACAUAAACGUUGAACUAUGCAGUUCGGUUCAGUCAAUCAAAUACAUUUGUAAGUAUGUUCACAAGGGUAGUGAUAAAGCUAUAUUUGCUGUUCAAAAUGUAAACGACAAUGACGAAAUAACACGUUAUCAAAUGGGUCGAUACAUAAGUAGCAACGAAGCUAUUUGGCGCAUUUUUACGUUCCAUAUACAUGAAAGGGAUCCUGCUGUUAUACAUUUGGCUGUGCAUCUUGAAAACGGACAGCGUGUUUACUUUACAGAAGAAACUGCACUACAACAGGCUUUGACGGCUCCAAAAACAACUCUUACUGAAUUCUUUAACCUUUGUAGUCGACAAAAUGCUGUUGGUCAAUUCGCAAGGACGUUGAUGUACACUGAUGUUCCUAAAUUUUUUACAUGGAAUAAACAAUCAAAGAAUUGGGAACCGCGGAAACGAGGCAUUCCAGUCCCAGGAUUCGCUGAUAUAUUUAUGACAAAUACUUUAGGUCGAUUAUAUACAGUUCAUCCUAAGCAACGCGAAUGUUUUUUUUUGCGUUUAUUACUGGUUAACGUCCCUGGACCGACGUCCUUCCAAUAUUUGCGAAAAGUCAAUGGUACUUCAUACGACUCUUUCUUCGAUGCGUGUCGUGAGUUACAUUUAUUGGAGGAUGAUAACCAUUGGGAUCUCACACUUGCAGAUGCAGCACUGAGCUCAUCUCCACAACAAAUUCGUCAAUUAUUUUCAAUAAUAUUGACAAUGUGUUUUCCGUCUGAUGUAUCUGCUCUGUGGAACAAAUAUAAAGACUCAAUGAGUGAGGAUAUUUUGCAUCGGACUAGAAUUACUAAUGAAAAUCUUAAUAUUGAAUUCUCCGCCGAAAUAUACAACGAGUCAUUAAUAAUGAUUGAGGAUAUUUGUAUUCUUAUUUCAAACAUGCCGCUCAUCCAUUUUGGAAUGCCAGCGCCGAAUCGCCCAGCAGUAGACAUCAUCAACAGCGAUGUUCAACGUGAACAGCAGUUCGAUAAGACUUCUUUGGCUACUUUUGUUACGGAAAAUGAACAAUUGCUCACUGCUGAACAACGAAAUGUAUAUGAUCAAAUUAACGUUUCAAUUGCAGCACAACAAGGUGGAUUCUUUUUUUUAGACGCUCCAGGUGGCACUGACAAACAUUACCAGUCAUUCCACGCGCGACAUAUGCAGACGAAAUAA